Molecule: messenger RNA, 4457 nt
Organism: Cercocebus atys (sooty mangabey)
Lineage: Eukaryota; Metazoa; Chordata; Mammalia; Primates; Cercopithecidae
Gene: LETM1
Product: leucine zipper-EF-hand containing transmembrane protein 1
Exons: 14
Coding region: 300-2519 (739 amino acids)
Biological process (GO): intracellular monoatomic cation homeostasis
Cellular component (GO): mitochondrial inner membrane
Molecular function (GO): calcium ion binding; ribosome binding
Source: RefSeq, a predicted model, not a curated record
CGGUAGUCCGCGGUGGUGCGGUCCGCCCCUCACCUGGCCGGCGGCGGGCGCUGAGGGGCCCAAUGGGAGCUGCGGCCUGGCCGCCCCGCCCUGCGCCUCUGGACGUCUGUGCUGGGACAAGGCCGCCGCCGGUGCCGGGUCCUUGAGCUGAGCGCCGCCAGUCCGAGGCCAGCCGCCGCCGUCAGCCGUCCGCACGGGCCGGGCCUGAGGCGCCGCCGGGACGGCAUAGAUACGCGGCAGCCGCGGAGAAGGAGAAGGAGGCAGCUCGGGAGGCCUGAGCGGCCGCCGCGCCCGGGCACAUGGCGUCCAUCUUACUGAGGAGCUGCCGCGGCCGGGCGCCUGCCCGCCUCCCUCCGCCGUCUCGGGUCACCGCCCCGCGGGGUAGUCCGGGGGAUCCUGCUCAUCUCAGCUGUGCCAACACCCUGGGGUUGAGGAGCUGCCUGAAUGUUCCAUUUGGCUGCUGCACUUCCAUCCACCCUGUGUACCCAUCCUUCAGAGGUGAUCACCUCGGCUGUUGGACUCUGAGACCUGAGUGCCUUCGCACGGUGUUGGGAGCGCCAUGGACCUCUACCUCUGUGGGUUUUGUGGUCAUGGGACCUCGGUGCCUUCCUGUGCGCGGCUGGCACUCUUCACGCCCUGUUGGCGAUGACUCGGUAGUAGAGAAGUCCCUCAAGUCCUUGAAGGACAAAAACAAGAAGCUGGAGGAAGGUGGCCCAGUGUACAGCCCCCCCGCAGAGGUGGUGGUGAAGAAGUCCCUGGGGCAGAGGGUGCUGGACGAGCUGAAGCACUACUACCAUGGCUUCCGCCUGCUAUGGAUCGACACCAAGAUCGCAGCACGCAUGCUCUGGCGCAUCCUCAACGGCCACACCCUGACCCGCCGGGAGCGCAGGCAGUUUCUCCGGAUCUGCGCUGACCUCUUCCGCCUAGUGCCAUUCCUCGUGUUCGUGGUGGUGCCGUUCAUGGAGUUUCUGCUGCCUGUUGCUGUGAAGCUCUUCCCCAACAUGUUGCCAUCCACAUUUGAGACUCAGUCCAUCAAGGAGGAGAGACUGAAGAAGGAGCUUCGGGUCAAGCUGGAGCUGGCCAAGUUCCUCCAGGACACCAUCGAAGAGAUGGCCUUGAAGAACAAGGCAGCCAAGGGCAGCGCCACCAAAGACUUCUCUGUAUUUUUCCAGAAGAUCCGGGAGACGGGGGAGAGGCCCAGCAAUGAGGAAAUCAUGCGUUUUUCCAAAUUAUUUGAGGAUGAGCUUACCCUGGACAACCUGACGCGGCCGCAGCUGGUGGCCCUGUGCAAGCUGCUGGAGCUACAGUCCAUUGGCACCAACAACUUCCUGCGCUUCCAGCUCACCAUGCGGCUGCGCUCCAUAAAAGCAGACGACAAGCUGAUUGCUGAGGAAGGGGUGGACAGCCUGAACGUCAAGGAGCUGCAGGCGGCAUGUCGGGCACGAGGCAUGCGGGCCCUGGGCGUCACGGAAGACCGCUUGAGGGGCCAGCUGAAGCAGUGGCUGGACCUGCACCUGCAUCAGGAAAUCCCCACAUCACUGCUCAUCCUGUCCCGGGCCAUGUACCUCCCGGACACCCUCUCUCCAGCCGACCAGCUCAAGUCCACACUGCAGACCCUCCCAGAGAUUGUGGCAAAGGAAGCGCAGGUGAAAGCAGCCGAGGUGGAGGGCGAGCAGGUGGACAACAAGGCCAAGCUGGAGGCCACGCUGCAAGAGGAGGCGGCCAUCCAGCAGGAGCACCGCGAGAAGGAGCUGCAGAAGCUCUCGGAGGCGGCGAAGGAUGUUGAGCCCGAACGUGUGGUAGCCGUUCCCCAAAGGCUAGGGGCUGAGCUGCAGCCAGAAGUGUCUGACACAGUCCUGCGGUCAGAGACCCUGAAGGACACUGCCCCGGUGCUGGGGGGCUUGAAGGAGGAACAGAUCACUAAGGAGGAAAUUGACAUCCUCAGCGAUGCCUGCUCUAAGCUGCAGGAACAGAAGAAGUCACUCACCAAGGAGAAGGAGGAGCUGGAGCUGCUGAAGGAGGACAUGCAGGACUACAGCGAGGACUUGCAGGAGAUCAAGAAGGAGCUUUCAAAGACUGGUGAAGAAAAAUACGUGGAAGAAUCUAAAGCCAGCAAGAGACUGACAAAAAGGGUGCAGCAGAUGAUCGGGCAGAUUGACGGCUUGAUCUCGCAGCUGGAGAUGGACCAGCAAGCUGGCAAGCUGGCCCCAGCCAGCGGCAUGCCCACGGGGGAGAAUGUCAUCAGUGUCACCGAGCUCAUCAGUGCCAUGAAGCAAGUCAAGCACAUUCCUGAAAGCAAGCUCACCAGCCUGGCUGCAGCAUUGGAUGAAAACAAGGACGGCAAGGUCAACAUCGACGACCUUGUCAAGGUGAUUGAGCUGGUGGACAAAGAAGAUGUUCACAUCUCCACCAGCCAGGUGGCCGAGAUUGUAGCAACACUGGAAAAAGAGGAGAAGGUGGAGGAGAAGGAGAAGGCCAAAGAGAAGGCAGAGAAGGAGGUCGCAGAGGUGAAGAGCUAGAGCCACCGGCCUGGGCACCUGUCCUUCUGCUGUGCCGCCACUCUGGCGAUUGCUUUGUGGUGAUUCUUAGUGGCUCAUUUAAUAUUUUGGCUGGAAUAAAUCAGAGACUUCCAUAAUCAAGUAAAUUUUAAUUUUCAUCAUUCCACGGAGAUUUAAUCUGUUUGGAAUCCUGGAAUCCGUCCACAGAAUCGUGUCUGGAGCCACACUGUGGUGUGGCUGCCACGGCCUCCUGACUCCAGAGGCGGUCGGGCUAGGCCAAGGCAGGAAGGUGCCCCCCUGCGUGUGGCCUCACGUCUCAGCGUCUGACUGUGCUGCCCUGUCCCCAGGGAGGGGAAUAAGGACCACGUGGACUCUGCCCACAGGGAGCUGGCUGCUGUGCCCACCCUCAGAGGCAUCAGGAGACACAGCCUGGCCUCCUCAGGGCUGAAGAUGCCUCCAUUCACCUGUGGACCUUGGUUUCUGGAUUUCAGCGUCAAUAGACGUGGCUUCCUGCACACUUUCAGUUGGAUCUGGGUCACUGUGGAGACAGAGGUGUCUGCCAUCUCCAUGGCCUCUGGAGAGUGACAUCUCCCUGCUGGGAGUGCCGGUUCUCACAUGCGGUUUCCCUUGUGUAUCGGAGCCCUUUUUUGACUUUCUAUUUUCCCCAAUUCUUUAAGCAGUUGAUUGGCAUAGAAUUUUCCCACACCGGUCUGCCUGCCCCAAGAGCCGUCUCUGCCCCAAGCGGCAUGACUGACACAGCCCUGGCCAUGGGGCUCCCUUGGGUGGUGCUUGGGGUGUGCGCCACGGGGGCUGCAGUGGGUUCGCUGUGUCAGGGAUGAGCCUGGCUCAGGGGUUGGCGGAACUCUGAAGCGCAUUCGGGGUUCUUUGUAACUUCUGAUGUGAGGUUUGAAUCCGGUGCACCCACAGCAGCAUGCUCUUCUCACCCCUCACGGUGUUGCAGGCUCAGGUCCCUGGGCUCCUUUAGCAAGCAGGCUGGUCAACGAGGCACAAGGAUGCGGCACAGGGCAUCCCCUGAGGCUUCACGGGCAAAACUCUUAGUGCUUAGGGUUUGCCCUGUGCCCUCUGAGUGGGGCGGCCUCUCAGCACUCGGCAGCAUGGUCGGGCUGGCCAGGGCAUGGGCAGACUCCUGUGGCCACCUCCACCCUCCUGCCCAGCCAGCUGUGUCACACUCAUCUUUUUAACGUCAGGUUGGUUCCUGGCAAAAAUGUCCCUCCGGGGGCCUCCAAGCAUAGGGUUUGGAAGACAGGAACGGCACAGGCAGCCAGGAAAGCAGCUGCACUCAGAUGAUGCCUUCUCCAUUACUUGAAGCUUCUUUUUGUUCGGCCAUCAAAGAAACUUGACAAAAUAGGAACAGGAGAUACUUCUCGAUUGUAAAACUUUGUUCAGGGACAGUUGGCUUCCAAAAGCUUUCAGAUUUCAAUUAUUUGAGAAAGAAGUUUGUUUUAGAUCCUUAAUUAAUAUUUAUGAACUCUCUCACCCUGUGUAAGUAGCCUCGUGUUGGUUUGUCCAAGUGUACUUGCCUUUGAGAAGAAGCCUUGCAGUUGCAAGGUGUGUGCAGACGCCCCUCCUGUGAGCUGUGUCCUGGGCCCAGUCAGCUGCCCCGGCUCUCGUCCUCAUCCUCACUGCCUCGGCUGAGUGCUGUUGAUGUGAACAGCCACUGCCACAGGCAGCCCCUCCCACUGUCCCCUCUGCCCUGGACUCCGCAUGGCCUCAGGAAGCCGGCUUGCCCUCCGGGUGCUGCAGGGGCUUGGCAGGUGGGGAAGGCUCUGGUGGGUGCCUUUGGUGGCUUCCAAGACAUCAGCUGUGCUCUGAUGCAGGCUUGCUCCCUCAUCAUCCUCUCUCAUCGUUCUGUGUGCAUUUUUCUCUAUGUCCUGACCUUUCUUCUUGCACCUCAAAGUGGUGUCCGGGUGCAAAUGUAAGCAGUGGUGGAUCCAGAAG